This is a messenger RNA of Puma concolor (puma), 712 nucleotides long. RefSeq names its product regulator of G protein signaling 1 (gene RGS1). The record is from RefSeq and is a predicted model, not a curated record. NCBI's taxonomy places the organism in Eukaryota, Metazoa, Chordata, Mammalia, Carnivora, Felidae.
AUGCGAGCAGCAGCGAUCUCCACGCCAAGGUUAAACAAAAUGCCAGGGAUGUUCUUCUCUGCUAAUCCAAAGGAAUUGAAAGAAACUGACCAUUCACUUCUAGAUGACAAAACUCAAAAAAAGAGGCCAAAGACUUUUGGGAUGGAUAUGAAAGCAUACCUGAGAUCUAUGAUCCCACAUCCAGAGUCUGGAAUGAAAUCUUCUAAGUCCAAAGACAUACUCUCUGCUAACGAAGUAAUGCAGUGGUCUCAAUCUCUGGAAAAACUACUUGCAAACCAAAUUGGUCAAGAUGUCUUUGGAAGUUUCCUGAAGUCUGAGUUCAGUGAGGAGAACAUUGAAUUCUGGCUGGCUUGUGAAGACUAUAAAAAAACGGAGUCUGAUCUUUUGCAUUGCAAAGCAGAGAAAAUAUAUAAAGCAUUUGUGCAUUCAGAUGCUGCUAAACAAAUCAAUAUUGACUUUCGCACUCGAGAAUCUACAGCCAAGAAGAUUAAAGCACCAACACCAACGUGUUUUGAUGAAGCCCAAAAAAUUAUAUAUACUCUUAUGGAAAAGGACUCUUACCCCAGAUUUCUCAAAUCAAAUAUUUACUUAAAUCUGCUGAAUGACCUUCAGGCUAAUAGUCUAAAGUGAUCAGUUCCUAGCUGGAGAGAAAUGAAGAUGGUUUCGAGGACAGAAGGAAUGUGCCACUUAUUGGCUCCCUGGGUGAACAACC